UAUACAGUGAGGUUAGAAGUGCUUAACUACACUAUAUGUGAUGUCCUACAUAUAUCUUGCUUGACAAUGAACGAGGAGCUGCACUGGUGCUUGUCUUUGGAUUGUCGUUUUGAGUAGAGCUUGUAUCACGAUGCCGGAGAAUGCAGGGUUAUCCACGGAGGACAAUGUGAAAGAGGAGGGGGAAGAUAGGUCGAAGAGGGAAACUUGGGCUGAGAAGAGAGAGUAUAUUUUGUCCAUGCUUGGCUACAGUGUUGGAUUUGGUUCGCUCUGGAGAUUCCCGUAUCUUUGCAACAGAAACGGUGGUGGUGCCUUCCUCAUCCCAUAUUUCACUGCAAUCAUCGCAUGCGGUGUUCCGUUGUUCUUCCUGGAGGUGUCCAUCAGCCAGUUCUCCAGCAGGAGUGCUACUCAUGUUUGGGUUCUAUGUCCUUUACUUAAAGGAAUUGGCAUCUCCCAAUUGUUAACAAGCAUAAUUGGAAUUAUGCCGUACGCUCUCAUAACGGCUUGGGCAAUAUACUAUCUGGGUCAAUCCUUCAGGUCUUUAUUGCCCUGGACAACGUGUGACAACUGGUGGAAUACCCCAGUGUGUAUCAAUAAGGUAACCAAUGGCUCAUCUGCCGUCUACUUCAACAGCACUGUGGAACAACAACUUCUGCACAACGCCGUAUGGAGAAAGCCCAACACGACAUUGACGGCGUCGGAGGAGUUUUGGCAGUUCAACGCCCUUCGAGUGUCAACUGGGAUCGACGAUUUUGGGUCUGUGCAGCCACACUUGCUUCUUAGUCUCCUGUGUUCAUGGACUUUAGUGUUUCUGUGCUUGAUGAAAGGUGUGCGGUCUGUAGGGAAGGUUGUGUACGUGACCGCUGUGAUGCCGUACAUUCUCCUGACGGUGUUACUGGUAAGGUCGUGCAUGAUGCCGGGGUCUGGCGAUGGACUUCUUUAUUUCCUUCGUCCCGAUUUCUCACGACUUGGAUCAGUUCAGGUAUGGCUUGAAGCUCUCCUACAAGCCUUUUAUUCCAUGGGCCCAACGUUCGGCACACUCAUCACUAUCAGCAGCUACAACAAAUUCCAUAACAACUGUCUCAGAGACGUGGCACUGUUGACCAUCCUUGGAGAAGCCAGCAGUAUAUUUUGCGGAUUGGUAGUCUUCUCGACCAUAGGAUUCAUGGCUCACGAGGCUCAAAUACCUAUAUCGGAGGUAGUAUCGUCAGGAGCAGGACUUGGUUUUAUCAUCUACCCUGAAGCUAUAGCCCAACUACCCUUGCCUCAACUGUGGUCAGUGCUAUUUUUCCUCACACUGCUGUCUUUGGGGAUAGACACACUGUUUGGGUCAAUCGAGACGAUCAUAGCGGGGAUAUCAGAAGCUUUCCCUCAGUAUCUGAAGAAGAAAAGAGUUCAUGUCACAGCUGGAGUUUGUCUUUGUAUCUUCCUGCUUUCUAUUUCGUACACGACAAGGGGUGGAGUCUACCUCUUCCAACUUCUAGACUGGUAUGCCUCCUCCUUUAGCGUCCUGCUCAUUGGUUGCCUGGAGUGUGUGGUGAUCUGCUGGAUUUAUGGUUCUAAGAGGUUCAAUCGGGACGUGGAGAUGAUGCUUGGGCGACGAACCCCAGUAGUGCUGAGUAUCAUGUUAUCCUACAUCACUCCAGUUAUUCUUUUUGCGGCUCUGAUCCUGUCUCUCUUCAUGUAUGACCCGCCCAGCUACGGGGCAUACGUAUAUCCAGACUACGCAAAAGUAGUUGGAAUCCUUAUGGCUGUUCUCAUGACUGCACCGAUACUGGUCAUGCUGAUCUACCAGGUCGCCCAGAGGGAUGGAACCAUCAUGGAGCGUAUCAAAAGUGCAAGUCUACCGUCUCCUGAAUGGGGCCCCGCCCGACCCGAACACAGGAUAAUCUUCCUUGAAAGAGAACAUACACCACAAGAGAUAAUUAUUGAUCAAUUGCCUAAAAUAGAUCCCAUGGAUCCCUGAUGAUCGUAGUAGAUCCCAUGGAGCGAUGUAGAUUACUCAUUAGGUCUACAUUAUAUAUAGUUGGAAUUUCUCUAGCGUGGACGUUCUAUAUUUUACAAAUAAGGAAGUACAUAUGAAUUUUAUACUCAGAACGGCUUGGUAACUGUACCUUCUGAAUACCAUAAUCAUCUUUUUUUUGGUUUAUCAAUAUUGUUAGUUGUAGAUAUAUUUUCUGCAUGUUAGAAUACCUCAAGUUAAAUAAAUAUUAAACAUAUUUCAAAUCGUGGUAUCAUGCGUUCCUAUUUAGUAUUUUAAGAAAUACGUCACGGUGAUGUCAUUGGGAUUCUAUUCAACAGGAAGACAAAAGAAUUAUUCACAAAAGCUGAAAGUCUUAAUUAGUCAUAU
This is a messenger RNA of Haliotis rufescens (red abalone), 2347 nucleotides long. RefSeq names its product sodium- and chloride-dependent glycine transporter 2-like. NCBI's taxonomy places the organism in Eukaryota, Metazoa, Mollusca, Gastropoda, Lepetellida, Haliotidae. Gene Ontology annotation, biological process: sodium ion transmembrane transport. The transcript is spliced from 14 exons. The coding region runs from base 131 to 1963 and encodes 610 amino acids. The record is from RefSeq and is a predicted model, not a curated record. Gene Ontology annotation, cellular component: membrane.